AUGAUGAUCCUGGCAGUGACGGCAGUGAAAACACUGCAAGUCGCAAAACGUCGUUUACUGACAGCUCAUCCAGAGAGUGACGAGAUCCCGGAACUGGUAGAUGAUGAUGAUGAUGAUGAGCAAGACGAUGAUCAAGAAACACAGGAUGGUGAAAAUUCAGAUGAGGAGAUAUCGGAUGAAGCAGAUGAGGAGUUCAUCAAAAAGCAAAUUGAAAAAUUGAUAAUUCGACGGAAUAAAAAAGAUAACGAAGCUCGUUUGAGGUAA
Molecule: messenger RNA, 264 nt
Organism: Gongylonema pulchrum
Lineage: Eukaryota; Metazoa; Nematoda; Chromadorea; Rhabditida; Gongylonematidae
Source: the annotation of a GenBank genome assembly